AUGGCCGCGCAAACCCUGGCCGAUCGUUAUGUGAUGACGAAGAAGCUUGGCGAUGGCACAUUCGGAGAAGUGCUGUUGGCGAAAAAGAUUGACACCGGCGACAAAGUGGCCAUAAAAAGGAUGAAGAAAAAGUUCUAUUCCUGGGAAGAGGCGAUGGCGUUGCGGGAGGUGAAGUCGCUCAAGAAGCUGAACCACCCAAAUAUUAUUAAGCUGCGCGAGGUUAUCCGAGAGAGCGACAUCCUGUACUUUGUAUUCGAGUUCAUGCAGGAAAACUUGUACGAAUUGAUGAAAGACAGAGAUCGAUAUUUCCCCGAAAGCGUCAUCCGCAACAUCAUCUACCAAGUCCUGCAGGGGCUGCAGUAUAUGCACAAAAACGGGUUUUUUCAUCGUGACAUGAAACCGGAGAAUAUAAUGUGCAACGGGACCGAGCUGGUCAAGAUCGCCGAUUUUGGGCUGGCUCGAGAGGUUCGAUCAAAGCCGCCGUAUACAGAUUAUGUAUCCACCAGAUGGUAUCGAGCCCCGGAAAUCCUGCUCCGGUCCACGGCCUAUAAUUCGCCGAUUGAUAUCUGGGCACUGGGCUGCAUCAUGGCCGAGCUGUACAUGCUGCGCCCACUUUUCCCGGGCACCAGCGAGCUCGAUCAGCUGUUUAAGAUUAUCACGAUUUUGGGAUCGCCAACAAAGGACGAAUGGGCCGAGGGCUACCAGCUGGCGGCGGCGAUGAAUUUCCGCUUCCAGAACACGCCCGCCACGCCGAUGGAGCAGAUCGUGAACACGAUUGGCAAGGACGGGAUGAAGUUGAUGAUGGAUAUGAUGAUCUGGAAUCCAGAGAAGAGACCCUCGGCGACACAGUGUCUGCGCAGCCGCUACUUCCAAGUCAACGAGAAGCUCGGCGCGCCGGUGAUGAGCCAACCCGCGCCGGGCGCCGCGCGCAAAAACAGCGCCGGCUCUACGCAGAGCGACUCGAAGGUCACGAUGAAUAAGACGUCAAAUCUGGAGAACAUCUCGCCUCAAGGGAGACCACCUCUCGAGGGCCGCCAUAUCAACCGGAAUCUACCCCUGAAUAAAACGCAGCUUUUCGAAAAACUCGACGACACGAUGCGCUCCGACAAAUCAACAAAAACGAACGGUAGCGGCAAGAAGCCGCCCGCCAAGGAUUUCUACCUGGCCAAAAGCCGAUUCGUCCCCGUUAGCUGGCAGCCUGUGCGCAAGAAGGCCGCCAGCACCGCACGCGACGCGUCCGCGCCGCCCGCGGUGAGGUACACGAAUGCCGUGGGGGACGUGCCGGGGACGGCGCCCUCGCAGAUGCGGCUCUUGCUCCCGGGACCGUCGGUGGAUGAGAUUGAACAGGCGCUGGAUGAGGCUGAGCGUCUCAGCCGCGCGCCAACUUCCAUUGGGACCCCAAUUCCAGGCGCCAUCUCCGACGGUUCGAUCGGCAACAACACGGGCAAGUUCGACGUGAAGCCAAAGCCGGGGCUCGACCCGAAACAGGCCGUGCAGGCACGCUUCGAAUAUGCAUACGGUUACCGCCCCAAUUUCGGGGCCCGCACCCUAAACAACAACAACACUGCCGUAGUCAGCCAGACGGCCGCCAAGGAGGGCGCCAACGGGUCGGCCGGCAAGGGAGGGCGCAUCGACUGGGCGGCAAAAUACGCCCGAAAU
Molecule: messenger RNA, 1659 nt
Organism: Mesorhabditis spiculigera
Lineage: Eukaryota; Metazoa; Nematoda; Chromadorea; Rhabditida; Rhabditidae
Source: the annotation of a GenBank genome assembly